This is a messenger RNA of Pongo pygmaeus (Bornean orangutan), 2943 nucleotides long. It is a transcript of the gene DRC12, whose product is annotated as dynein regulatory complex subunit 12 homolog. The transcript is spliced from 8 exons. Lineage: Eukaryota; Metazoa; Chordata; Mammalia; Primates; Hominidae. The record is from RefSeq and is a predicted model, not a curated record. The coding region runs from base 1846 to 2874 and encodes 342 amino acids.
UAUUCCCAGCUACUCGGGAGGCUGAGGCAGAGAAUUGCUUGAACCUGGGAGGUGGAGGUUGCAGUGAGCCGAGAUCACGUCACUGUACUCCAGCCUAGGCAACAAGAGCGAGACCCUGUCUGAGGAAAAAAAAAAAAAAGAUAGCCUGGCGCAGUGGCUCACGCCUGUAAUCCAAGAACCCUGGGAGGCCGAGGCAGGUGGAUCGCUUGAGGCCAGGAGUUCGAGACCAUGCUGGACAACAUGGUAAAACCCCAUCUCUACAAAAAAUACAAAAAUUAGCCAGGUGUGGUGGCAUGCGCCUGUAGUCCCAGCUACUCAGGAGGUUGAGGUGGGAAGAUCACCAGGGCCCAGGGAGGCUGAGGCUGUAGUGAGCCGUGAUCAUGCCACUGCACUCCAGCCUGGGUGACAGAGAGAGACACUGAAAAAAAAAAAAAAUCAAACGAAACCUAAAGAAAAGAAAGGGUCUGCAGGUCCCCUAAUCCAAAAGGAAAAAAGUCCUGAAGUUUCUGCUAUUUUCACUCUAACCAGUAUGGUGCCCAGAGAUCCAAGUGGCAGAUAGAUGGCAAGCCUCCAGGAUAGCACAGAGCUGGAGGGAAAGUGAGGGCUGCCUGACAAGGGAGGGCCACCCAUCAUACUCUCUCCCCAACGUUAAUUCUUCCAGCCACUCCUGGCUCAAGCAGGACACUAAGAAGUAUCCCCAAAGGGAGUCACCCCCACUAUUGCCCUGUAAAUAAUUUAAAAGCAAAAAUGUAGGAAACUCAGGAGAAGGUCAAACAAGUCCACUAGAGGGAGCCCCAACCAACUCUAUGCUGCAGGGAGCCUCACAAAGCAAUGUCUCAACACCUGUCUGAAAAUCAACACACAAGGGAAUGGGGAAAUGUAGCAAUAGAUUAAGUCACUAGGAGAGAAGAUAGCCAUGUAAACACGCAGCUGAAACACAGGCUUUUCAAGAGCUACAAAAUCAAACAAUUAAAGAUCAGCAAACUGAUGCUGAGCAAAGUCAAAUGGUUCGCCUCAGUUUACAUAUCCACAGUUGGGACUCAGACUCACAUGUCUUGUCUCUAACCUGAGCACUUUCCUCCAUACUUGCAUCCCUCUAGAUCAGUACCCUAGAGUCCAUGGGUCCACUAUUCCUCUGCGUCUCAUUUCUCUGAAGUGGAAAACUCCCUGGACUACCUAUUCCUGCACUUAUUACCCUCAUUCUACAGUGUACUGAAGAGGAUCUUCAGUGGUCUGGGGGUUUUGUUUGUUUGAGACAGGGUCUCCCUCUGUCAUUCAGGGUGGAGUGCAGUGAUGCAAUCAUAGCUCACUGCUGCCUCAACCUCCCAGGCUCAAGUGAUUCUCCUGCUUCAGCCUCCCAAGUAGCUGAGACUACAGGUGUGCACCACCACACCAGGCUAAUUUUUUAAUUUUUUUGUAGAAAUGAGGUCUCACUGUGUUGUCCAGGAUGGUCUCGAACUCCUGGCCUCAAGUAAUCCUCCUGCCUCAGCUUCUCAAAAUGCUGGGAUUAUAGGCAUGAGCCACCGCCCCCAGCUUAGAUCUUCAGUUUUAAGCCUACUAAUGUCAUUUUGCUGGUGGGACCUUGGGAUGUCAGUCGUCCAACAUGGCUACUGUCAGUCCUUUUCCUCUGUAUCAGCACAACAUAUUAUCUCAGGUGUGUACAUCUGAAUUUGGAAGUCUCCAAAUUGCAGGCCAUGUCUACAUGGCAAUGAAUCAUAACUAAUCGGCCUCCAAAGCCCUUUCUUUUCAAACUAUACUUAGGAUUUGGGGAUAAGGAAAGAACUGACCCUUUGAGACCUUGAUAUUUUAAACUUUGUGAGCUGAUUUAGCCCAUUCCACCUUCCUAUGAACUCCAUGUUUCCCAGUUGCCUGGACAACAUACAGCCUCCCGAAACCCAACCUUCCAGCCCUCAGUCCUGCCCUCAAGAGAAAUUUGCCACCAAGGAUUGGCUCCCAGGACCCAGGCCCCGCCUCAGACUCCUCGCUAGUUGGGCCUUCUCUCUGCCACUCCCCACGAGUGGGUCACUCCACGGGGAGCCCCAACACUGGCAGGAGAGGAUCCUACAGGACAACAAGGAGAUGCCACCUAAAAACAAAGAAAAAGGGAAGAAAUCUGGGGCACAGAAGAAGAAAAUGAACUGGGGUGCAGAUGUGGAGGCCGAGUCCAGGCACAGGCUGGUGGUAUUGGAGAAGGAGCUGCUCCGAGACCACUUGGCUCUACGGAGGGAUGAAGCCCGUCGAGCCAAGGCUUCCGAAGACCAGCUGAGGCAGAGGCUGCAAGGGGUGGAGGCUGAGCUGGAAGGGGCCCGAAGUGAAGGGAAGGCCAUAUAUGCAGUACAAAUCAGGAAGGAUCCUGCAGGAACCAAAGGCAUCUUCUCAGAAUCACAAAAAGAACCAAGAAGGCCUUUGUGCUCCUGUUCCACUAGACCAAGUAGAGUCUUCCCCACCCACAACUUCAUUUCCUUUCUCCAUCCCUCCAUCUCCAACCUGGGUCCCUGGUGGCCCACUGCCCCCACCCCAGAGAUGAGUCGCCAGUGCCAUGCCCUGCAAGAGGAUAUGCAAACCCGCAGCAAGCAGCUGGAGGAAGAAGUCAAAGGCCUUCAGGGGCAGCUAGAGGCAUGCCAAAGGGAGGCUGCAGCUGCCCAGGAAGAGGCUGAACAAGCUCUCGGAGAGCGGGACCAGGCCCUGGCUCAGCUUCGGGCCCACGUGGCAGACAUGGAGGCGAAGUAUGAGGAAAUCUUACACGACAGUCUGGACAGGCUCUUGGCCAAGCUGAGAGCCAUCAAGCUGCAGUGGGAUGGGGCGGCACUGAGACUCCACGCCAGGCACAAGGAGCAGCUACGCCAGUUUGGACUCACCCCCCUGGAUCUUUGAGGCCACCAGCCCCUAGUCUCUAGUGUUCUCUGAGGCCCCAGCAAUAAAGUGUCUUGAUGUAGAACUCAA